AUGAGCUCGCGUGUAGUCGAACGCGCGCGCAAGAUGUUGAAGGGCGGCUGGCGCAAAGCACGCCGUGUCAUGCGAAUGGCGAACGGGGCACUCAUACCUUCGCAGGCGACGUGGGAUGGAAUGUUCGAACUGGAGACCGGCUUUUCGGUAGAGGGCCGUUUUGAGGUCUUACCUACGGAUGGUGGAUGGGAUUUCUUGUUUGGCAAGCCUAUGCUCUCAGCCUUUCGCGCCGUGCAUGACUACGCUGAUGAUUCCAUAUCCAUUCGCUGCAGACGAACGGACGGGUCGAUCAUUGCCACAACACUGUAUAACUCACUACUGCCCCCGCCUCUUUCGCACCAUGACGCCCCAGCAUCAGCUCCGGAACCGGCUGUGGCCGCUACGAACAACCCGUCAAAUUCGGAUCCAGCGCCGUCGGCACCAAAACCGCACUCCGAUCAGACCAAUGCCACAACUCACACCGUUCCUAUUAACAUUACUGCAUACCCGAACCGUCGUGUGAUAGGUGCACCACCUCGAAUACGGCCGCUGUAUCGUGCCGCCUCUGCGAAGACUCAGAUCGGGUGUUAUCGUUGGUCGUUAACGUCUCCCGAGGGUUACACAAGACGACACAUAGGCAUUGGUGACAAUAUUCGGUGCGCUUCCGAUAAUGAAACACGUACCCGGAGUGAUGCGGUCUUUGCAGUACAAGAACCGAACAUCUACACCAGGGCUACGGACCCGUUCAAUGGACAACGCAUAGAUGCUCUGCUCAAAGCGGUGCGCAUUGAUCCUGAUGGCACGCUAUCGCCAGACGAGUUCGCCCAGGUACGCUCUCUAUUGAUCGAGUUCGCGGACUGCUUUGCGCUAUCACUGUCCGAAGUGUGUGCGGUCGACGGGGCAGUGCAUCGGUUGGAUGUUCCAGAUGGUCAUGAGUUCAGUCGCAAAGUGCACCAGAAGCCCCUCACGCCACCGCAGCGCGCAUUUUUCAAUAAGAAACUGGAUGAGAUGCUGGCCGCAGGCAUUAUUGAGCAGGUUCGGCCAGAGCAGGUUAAGGCAUGUUCGCCGGUGCACCUCGCUCAGAAGGCACAUGAUGCCAACUCGGGACUGAGCACCGAGGAGUUAAAGCUGCGCGUCAACGAGCAAUGCUUGCAGGGCGGCGUACACCCUUUUCAUGAUAUCCCGGCUUCAUUCAAACCUAGUGCUACUGACGCCGCUACACCCUCCGAGCAGAGCUGGCGAAUCACGAUUGCCUUCAACGAGGUCAACAACGUCACAAAGGUCGCUCCUAUGCCGCAAGGGGACAUUCGUGCGAAGCAGCAGCGGUUGAGAGGUCACCAAUGGCUCUCCGUGUUUGACUUUGCAUCGGGUUUCUAUGCGUGCACGGUUGCGGAGGAGUCGCGACCGUAUACGUGCUUCUAUGUGGAGGGUCGCGGCUUCUUCUGGUACUGCCGCAUGCCCUUCGGUCUCACGGGUGCACCCUCCACAUUCGCUCAUAUGACGGCGACUGCAUUGCAUGAUUUACUGCUUGAGGCAGUGAUGGAGCUCUUCGUCGAUGAUGGUGGCUGCGCGGCAGACACGUUUGGCGACAUGAUGGAUAAGUUACGCCGUGUUUUGACCCGUGUUCGCGAGCGCAAAUUGUCUCUUUCGGCGACAAAAACAGUUCUGUUCGCAGUCCGCGCUGUCUUCGCCGGGGCAAUGGUUGGCCCAGAGGGUGUCUCUCCCGAUACGGCCAAGCUUAGUGCCAUUGUGGAUUGGCCAAUUCCAGAAUCAGCUGCAGAAUUGGAGUCCUUUGUUGGGUUGACAGGGCAUUUCCGGGACCUCAUCCGCGAUUAUGCACGGAUCGAGGGCCCACUGCGUAACAUACUACGUCGGGUUCCCAUGCCGUCGAAGCCCUCAAAAGCUGCCUACCGCCGUGCCAUGCUUGCAUUUGAUGUUCGCCCGCAUUGGGGCGAGGCUGAGAAUCGGGCAUUCUUAGCUCUGAAGUGCGCACUCACUUCCGAGCCAGUUCUGCGGAAGCCUGUCUUUGACGGCACACCUUUCAUCGUCACUACCGACGGGUGUAAAGCAGGUUUCGGUGCAGUGCUCUCUCAGAUCUUCACGACAAAGCUACCCAAUGGUCGUCUAGUCACGAAGAGGCACCCAAUCGCAUUUGCCUCCAAGCGAACUUCCCAAUCAGAGGAGCGGUACAAACCUUUUCUAUUGGAGUUCGCAGCCUUGAAGUAUGGCUGCGAGCGCUUCUCGGACAUCAUAUGGGGAUCACCGGUCAUGAUCGAGACUGACUGCCAGGCACUACGCGAUGUCCUUUGCAGUGAGAAGCUGGGCGCUGUUCACGGCCGAUGGCUGGACUCCAUCAUAGCUCACCACAUUGUGGAUGUGCGACAUGUUCCGGGGAAGAUGAACGUGGUCGCCGAUCCACUGAGUCGUCUGCUCGAGGAACGCGCCCGCAAGGCCGGCGAUGGCAGCGAGUUCUCAGUCAACCCCGAUUGGGAAUCUGAUGCCGGCCUCGUGAACGACAUAUUUGUGGUUGACAGUGAUGUCGCAGAACUUCGCGCGCGGUUUGUUACGGAACCCGUGUUCCUGGAGGUGGUUGAUGCACUACUCGAGUUGGAUGCCGGAGAGGACGUGCACAAGCGGCGCCGCGCGCGUCAUCGAGCGGUGGACUAUAUGAUUGAGGAUGGGCGGUUGUACAAGAUGAUGCCCAAACCUGGAUCGCGCGCCCGUUACCGGCUCGAGUGCAUUUCGCGGCAAGAAGCCAGGGCUAAAGCUGCUGAGAUCCACGCCGAAGGCGGACACUUCGGCCGAGAACGUGUCAGACUGGCGCUGGCUGACGCAUACACGAGUCCGCGUAUGGAGCAGUCCAUUGUGACAGCGAUCGCGGAGUGUGCCAAGUGCAAGAACUUCGGAUCGACACACUUGCAUUCGUUAUUGCAGCCGGUGACGCGACGACACCCGUUCGAACUCGUUGUCGGCGACUAUCUGAGCAUGCCGGACGGCAAGGGCGGCUUCCACACCGUCGGUUUAUAUGUGGAUGUGUACUCGCAGCACGUAUGGGGUUUCAAGUACAAGACGGCGGGAAGUGCGAAAACCACCAGCGCAGCCUUGACAACCAUCUUCCGCGACUUCCUUCCCGCCGACACAUUUAUGUCAGAUGGCGGCAAGCACUUCAAAAACGCCGAAGUCCGCUCGGUCUGCGAGGAAUGGGGAACAACACCCCACGUCAUCUCCGCAUACUCGCCAUGGGUCAAUGGUCUCGUCGAGGGAUCAAACAAGAUCUUUUUGCACGUCAUCAAGAGGCUCUGUGCCCCAGAUCUUGGGGAGGACGACACGAAGGACUUGUCAAAGGACGAGGCGGCGAAGCUCAUGAAGAAGUGGCCCGACCAUUUCGAACGCACAAUCCACAUCAUGAACAACCGUUUACUGCCGGUUUUCAACAUGUCGCCGAAGGAACUCCUAUUCGGGCGCAUACUCGGCACGCCUCCUACGCCGUUGGAGGAGAGCACGUCCAAGUUGCAUUUGUCCGAUGUGGAGCUUCAGGUCGCACACGUCGCACAGCAGAACCUGGACGGAUACAGCGCGGCUGUCACACACGCGGUCAAGCGAAAGGAUGCCUUCGAUAAACGCGUCAUCGGUAGUCGCGCGGGCGCGGUUACAUUCAAACGCGGCGAUCUAGUACAAGUCUACCGAAGCGACCUCGACUACACUUUCUCAACCUCACGCAAGAUGCUUCCGAAGUGGUCGGCGGCACGCCGCGUUGUGUCGCGCCACGUCAACUCGUAUCGAUUAGCGACGGCGAGUGGUGUUCCAUUGGAGGGCCUGUUUAGUGCCCGGCGACUGCGUCGCUUCGUGCCACGGCAAGGAACGCGCCUAGCCGCCCAACAGAAGAAGUUUGCGGAGCAGGUCGAGCGCGAGGAGGAGCGCAAGCCGGUGUGGCUGGAGGCUGCCCGAACGGCCGCGGCGCGUUCGGCGUUGUCGUCGCGCGACGAGGACGCCGCGCAUAUUUCGGGGGGGCAUAUGGGCCGGGGUGACCCGGAAGGAGGAGAGAGGGAUGGAGAGGGAGAGGAUAUAGGAGGAGAGGGAGAGAGAGGGAAGGAGGAGGGAGAGGGAGGGAGAGUACAGGAAGAUGGAGAGGAGGACCGGGAGGAGGAGGAGAUGGCGGGG
Molecule: messenger RNA, 4140 nt
Organism: Peniophora sp. CBMAI 1063
Lineage: Eukaryota; Fungi; Basidiomycota; Agaricomycetes; Russulales; Peniophoraceae
Source: the annotation of a GenBank genome assembly